AUGGAUGAUAUAACACCUCUAAAUCCGCCACGUCUCGCUCUUGCAGCAACCGACAAGACAAGUUUCGCGUAUCCAACAACACGCGAUCGUUGGCCGGUAAUUAUCACAAAGAUAAUCGAUGAUAUUUAUCGAACAUAUAAUUCCCUCAAAAAGGAGGAAAAUGAGACUGACUUAGAAUUUGAGACGAAACAAAAAGAAGCUAAAUCCAUAAUUGAAGAAAUCGGAAAGAUAAAAUAUCAAUUGCAAAGGGAUAAGCCGUUGAUCCCUUUAGAAGAUGACGGUGAGCCUGAUAUUCCAAUGUGGCAUAAUGUAUUCAACACUUAUUUUCAUGAUAAAACGUGGUACUCUGGUGCCUGGUUAUUCACCGAAUGCUACCUCUAUCGACUUUUACAUUCCGCAUUCGCCAAAACAAAAUAUUGGCGUAACUAUGAUCCAUGUUCACGACAAAAAAAAGAAACAUUCGGAUCAUCCUUUGCCGCCAUAGGUGAACUUGCUACACAAAAGCGUCGAAUUGUAUUUCAUGAAUUGGCACAGGUGUGUUUAUGGGGAAAUGCCACUGAUUUAUCAAUACUAACUAAUCUUAGUGGGGAUGAUAUCGAGAAGUUACAAAAGGCUGGACGAGGAACGGAGGCGCUUAAAGAAUCGGAAAAAAACAUUUUGGCAAAUGAUUUGGAUCAGGUUUGGGAAGAGAAGCUGAAGAAUUUAAGGAAUGGUAGAAUUGAUUUUAUAUUGGAUAAUGCCGGAUUCGAGUUAUACGUUGAUAUGGUAUUCGCUGAUUGGUUAAUACAAGCCGGAUAUGCAUCAGAAAUCCAUUUUCACGCGAAAAGAAUUCCAUGGUUUGUUUCUGACACGACACCCACAGAUUUUCAUUGGCUUCUUUCAUCCAUAUCAAAUCCAUCUUCUUCAUUCUCCGCACAGCAACGAUCCGAUCUCAUAGAAUUAUCCACACGCUGGAACUCGUACCUGGAAAACAAGCGAUGGAUCCUGCAAACACAUCAAUUCUGGACAUCGCCGUACGCGUAUUGGCAUUUACCCUAUGAAGCACCCGAUUUAUUCGCUGAUCUAUGUAAAGCGGAUCUAGUUCUGGUAAAGGGAGAUUUAAAUUAUCGUAAAUUGGUGUAUGAUUGUAGAUGGGAGUUUACGACCCCUUUUGUUGUUUCUAUUGGUUCAUUGGCAACAAUCGAGGGAGUGCCCGCUAUUCUGGCUUUGAGAACUUGUAAGGCAGAUGUGAUUGUUGGUUUGCCUGCCGGUGUUGAGGAAAAGAUGAAAGCAAGUGGGGAGACCAAUUGGUUGUAUUCGGGGAAAUAUGCUGUUGUACAAUAUAGUCCCGGAAAAAAAGGAUCAUCUAAUUUAUGA
Messenger RNA from Ambispora leptoticha, 1356 nucleotides. NCBI's taxonomy places the organism in Eukaryota, Fungi, Glomeromycota, Glomeromycetes, Archaeosporales, Ambisporaceae. The record is from the annotation of a GenBank genome assembly.